AUGCCGUCGAUAAGGGAUGAGAUAUCUUUCGAGAAGCGAACAGCGGAGGCCCACCGCAUCCGCGCAAAAUACCCCAACCGAAUCCCAGUCAUCUGCGAGAAGGCCCCGCGUUCAGACCUUCCUGUUAUCGAGAAGAAAAAGUUCUUGGUCCCGAUGAAUAUGCUGGUAGGAGAGUUUAAAUAUAUAAUACACAAGCAUAUAAAUCAGUGUGCUUCGUCUCAAGGAUCUCCGCUGACGCAUGAGAAGACUAUUUAUUUAUUCGUUGAGAAUACUGCACCGAAAGCAGGUGCUCUUAUUCAAGAAGUCUAUGAACAGCAUGUGGCUGAUGACGGCUUUCUUUAUGUUGAGUACUCCGCUGAAAACACCCUGGGAUAG
Messenger RNA from Eimeria acervulina, 375 nucleotides. Its product is annotated as microtubial-binding protein, putative. Gene Ontology annotation, biological process: cellular response to nitrogen starvation. The record is from RefSeq and is a predicted model, not a curated record. The transcript has 3 exons. NCBI's taxonomy places the organism in Eukaryota, Apicomplexa, Conoidasida, Eucoccidiorida, Eimeriidae. Bases 1 to 375 code for a protein of 124 amino acids.